This is a messenger RNA of Paramisgurnus dabryanus, 3909 nucleotides long. The record is from RefSeq and is a predicted model, not a curated record. NCBI's taxonomy places the organism in Eukaryota, Metazoa, Chordata, Actinopteri, Cypriniformes, Cobitidae.
ACCGCGUCUAUAAAUCGAAUUUAACCAGUAUCAUGCAGAUUAUCAUUGUCACACUCCAGUACAGUAGGUGGCGGUGUGCACCUUUAAAGUUGGUUUGGGCCACCAGUAAACCCACAAAAGAAGACGAGACAAGACGAGAGAAAUGUAUGGGGAGAAAAGACGCGAUUUUAGCAUUUCUUGGGGUUUCUUGGAGUGUUUAAAAACGAGAAUCUUGCCUGCAAUCAGAAGUACUGCCCGUAUUUCUACCCCGAGGAGGUGGUUCGUCAACACUUCGGACUGUUUCAUCCACACCCAUAAAGUGAUUGAGACCUUCAGUGAAGCUCCUCCUACAACAAUCCACCAAUAACACACAGAGAAAUCACUUCAUGUGUGACAACUGAAAUCUUCAUGACUUAUUGUUGGUGCUGAUGAAAGAGGAGCUUGAGAAGAUGAGAGAUUCACAACCGUGCAGAAUAAAGACUGAAGAAACUGAAGAACAAAUAGACAUGAUAGAAGUGAAAAAGGAGAGUCACACUGAAGUGGAUGAGAAACAUCAGAUUGUUUCACAGAAAGGAACUCUCAAAACAGAAGACAUAAAGUGUGAAAUGAGUUUCAGUCAAGAAUCUCAAGAUGGACGCCCUGAGGAUCACAAGAGGACUCACAGCGAGAAGAAGCCAUUCACAUGUCAUCUGUGUGAAAAUAGUUUUAGAUUUAAAAGUAAACUUGAGACUCACAUGACAAUUCACACCGGAGAGAAACCUUACAAGUGUCAUCUGUGUGGAAAGAGCUUCACAGUUGAAUUUAGCCUUAAGACACACACCAGAAUUCACACUGGAGAGAAACCUUACACAUGUCAUCUGUGUGGAAAGAGUUUUAUAUCUUCAGGUGACCUUACGAGACACACAAGAAUUCACACCGGAGAGAAACCACACGCGUGCCAUGAGUGUGGAAACCGGUUUCCAACCUCAGGUACCCUUAAUAAACAUUUGAGAAUUCACACCGGAGAGAAACCUUACACGUGUAAUUUGUGUGGAAAGAGUUUCACAGUUGAAUUUAGCCUUAAGACUCACAUGAGAAUUCACACCGGAGAGAAACCUUACACAUGUAAUCUGUGUGGAAAGAGUUUUAAAGUUUCAAGUGACCUUACGAGACACACAAGAAUUCACACCGGAGAGAAACCACACGCGUGCCAUGAGUGUGGAAACCGGUUUAGAACCUCAGGUACCCUUAAGACACACAUGAGAAUUCACACUGGAGAGAAACCUAAGGCUAAAAGUAGCCUUAACAUACAUGCAAGGAUCCACACCAGAGAGAAACUCUUCACAAACCAUGAGUGUAAAAAAGUUUCAGAAGUAAAAAUAACCCUAACCCUUUUAACCGGCGCAGCCCUUUUUGAGUGGACUCCUGCGGGAAUUACUGGGAAGCGAACGGACUGGGGCUCCUGCGGGAGCAAGGCUGAAUCACUACUGCGGGCGUGCGAGCGUUAUGAAAUCACUGCUGCGGCAAGCCUAUGUAUGGGAAACACUGUGUGUGACAACCUAAAUCUUCAUGACUUAUUGUUGGUGCUGAUGAAAGAGGAGCUUGAGAAGAUGAAAGAUCCACAACCAUGCAGAAUAAAGAUUGAAGAAACUGAAGAACAAAUAGAUAUGAUAGAAGUGAAAAAGGAGAGUCACGAUGAAGUGGAUGAGAAACAUCAGAUUGUAAAAAUAAACCAUAAUGUUUCACAGAAAGGAACUCUCAAAACAGAAGACAUAAAGUGUGAAAAGAGUUUCAGUAAAGAUGGACGCCCCGAGGAACACAAUAUGACUCACAGCGAGGAGAAGCCAUACGCAUGCCAUCAUUGUGACAAGAGUUUCCCAGAUACAACUCAACUUAUGGUACACAUGAGGUCUCAUGCUGGAGAGAAACCUUACAUAUGUCUUCAGUGUCAAAGGAGUUAUACGUGUCCAAGUAGCCUUAAGACACACAUCAAAUGUCACAACAAAGAGAAUCCUUACAAGUGUCAUCUGUGUGGAGAGAUUUUCACAUUAAAAUCUGACCUUAAUAUACACACGAAAAUUCACAGUGGAGAGAAAUCAAAUACGUGCCAUGAGUGUAAAAAGACUUUUGCAUCUGCAGGUAACCUUAAGAAACAUUUGAUAAUUCACACUGGACAGAAACCUUACACGUGUCAUCUGUGUGGAAAUAGCUUCACAGUUAAAUCUAGCCUUAAGUUACACAUAAGAAUUCACACCGGAGAGAAACCGUUCACAUGUUAUCUGUGUGGAAAGAGUUUCAAAGAUGAUUCUAGCCUUAAGAGACACACAAGAUUUCACACCGGAGAGAAGCCACACGCGUGCCAUGAGUGUGAAAAGAGUUUUACAACUGCAGGUAAUCUUAAGACACACAUGAAUAUUCACACCGGAGAGAAACCAUUCACAUGUCAUCUGUGUGAAAAGAGUUUCAGAGAAAAAAUUACUCUUGAGACUCACAUGAGAAUUCACACUGGAGAGAAACCUUACACUUGUUUCCUGUGUGGAAAAAGUUUCUCAGCUGAAAGUAACUUUAAGAGACACGCAAUGAUUCACACUGGAGAGAAACCUUACACUUGUUUCCUGUGUGGAAAAAGUUUCUCAGCUGAAAGUAACUUUAAGAGACACGCAAUGAUUCACACUGGAGAGAAACCGUUCACAUGCCAUAAGUGUAAAAAAAGUUUCAGAAGUAAAUGUUGCCUUAAAACACACAUGACAAAGCACAGUAAAGAGAAACCUUACUCAUGUCUUCAGUGUGGAAACCGUUUCAAAAGUCAAGGCGCUGUAAAGAAACACAUGAUAAUUCACACCAGAGAGAAACUGUUCACAUGUAAUCACUGUGGAAAGAGUUUCAGAAGAAAACCUACCCGUAGAAAACACAUGAAACCGUUUGCAUGUCCUCAGUGUGGUCAGUGUUUUAUGUGAGAAACAAGUUUUAGAAAUCACCAGCGCUUACAUACUGAAGAUAAGACAUUUAACUCUUCUGGCAUUGCAUCAGAAGAUACACACGAAUGGUCAUGAGUGGACUUUCAGAUGUAAAGUUUUAAAGGUAUAGCGGAACAUUUCCAAGAAUUUUAGAAAAGAACCGCCCUCCACUUUUUUUAAAAAUGCACAUGUGCAACAAUCUACCUGCUCCCGAAAGGGAACGCUUAUUAAACGUGUGCACGAGAGAGCAUGCACGAGCCUAGUUAUUCUCAUGCAGGCUCUGUUUACAAGUUGCUGUCAUUAUAUAUUGAUCGAUUGAGUUGAAUGAUCUGAAGUGGAGAAGUAGCUUGUUGCAUUUAUGUAAUAAAAACUAUGGUGAACACAUUGGGAUUAUCAAAAUGAACACACAAGGUUUUAGAAUAUAUCAGCGUGAUACCUUUUACCAUUUGGCCAUAAGGCUACUUUAGACAAAUUCAGAUGUUUACUUUGUGUGACUUGUGCCAGGGCCACCAUCCCUAAUCAAAGCUUACAUCAACUUUUAAUAGCAGUGAUUUUAAAUGGAUUUCUCCAAAUAGCAUGCUAGACUUUACCUGUCGAGUAGAAACUUUACGACUGAGGCAUCAGUGGAAAACCCAAACUGUGCUUUUAGCGCACAAAAUAUUCUCUCAAAAACACUCUGGUCUUGUUUCUUUUCCAGACCCUCUUCAAAUAGUUAAUAACAUAUGCAGGGGCGUUUUCCCAGACAGGGCCAUUUGUUUUGCCUCAAAAUGCAUAUUUGUUAAAACUAAUUAUAUUUUCUAAUUAAACUAAAGUCUAGUCCUGGCUUAAGCUACUUCCUGUUUGGGAAACCACCCUGCAGUGUUUUAUUUCUUGCCUAUUUCUAAUUACAUGAGAUCUUUGUAGAAAAUGUGUUUUUACUUGAUUAUUGACUAGAUGUGAUGAUGACCCCAGUAAUAAAUGUUAUUACUUUCACAUGCUUCGAAUCUGUUUGGCA